Messenger RNA from Coccomyxa subellipsoidea C-169, 1214 nucleotides. RefSeq names its product kinase-like protein. Gene Ontology annotation, biological process: intracellular signal transduction; protein phosphorylation. The transcript has 7 exons. The coding region runs from base 198 to 1214 and encodes 338 amino acids. The record is from RefSeq and is a predicted model, not a curated record. Gene Ontology annotation, molecular function: ATP binding; protein serine/threonine kinase activity. Lineage: Eukaryota; Viridiplantae; Chlorophyta; Trebouxiophyceae; Coccomyxaceae.
CAGGAAGAAUGAUGGUGCCGUUGACAUCGAUGGGAGUCGGGGACCCCAACCGAACAGACUUUCAAUAGCUGGGUGAGCUUGGAGAACCCUGCCUGGAAGCUCGCCUGUCCCCUGAUCCCGCUUGGGCUUGCCGUUGUUUGGAGGGCGGCAGACCAAGGUUCUAAGACACAAAUUAGAAGAUUUAGGCAGCAGCUGGCAUGGCGCAGCAGGAGCACGCCGACAGGGAUCUGUUGGCUGGCAACGCGCGGUACAAAAAGUUGCAGGAUCUGAAUGAGGGCACCUUUGGAGUUGUCAUGCUCGCGCUCGACACACAGGCUCGAGAACAGGUGGCAAUCAAAUUCUUGGAAAGGGGGGCAGGUGUCAGCCGAGGGGUGGUGCGGGAGGUGCUGAACCACCGGCUGUGCGUGGCCCACCCGAACAUCGUGCAGUUCAAGGAGGUGUUCCUCACGCCGCAGCAUCUCGCCAUUGUCAUGGAGUUCGCGGCGGGCGGUGACAUGUUUGAGUAUGUGAUCAAGCACAAGGGGUCUGCCCCCGGGGAGGGCCUGCCCGAGGACGUGGCGCGCGGCUUCUUCCAGCAGCUCAUCCUCGCCCUCGACUUCUGCCAGAAGCUGGGCAUCGCCAACAGGGACAUCAAGUUGGAGAACACACUGCUGGACGGGGCGCUGCCGCGGCCGAACGUGAAGCUGUGCGACUUUGGUUACAGCAAGAACGAGUUUGUGGACUCGCGGCCCAAGACCGUCAGCGGCACGCCCGACUACAUCGCGCCCGAGGUGCUGCUCAAUGACCAGUACGACGGCAAGAAGGCCGACAUCUGGUCCUGCGGCGUCAUGCUCUACGUCAUGCUCACAGCGGUGCUGCCGUUUGCAAAGCGGGGGGACGACAGGAGCAACAACCUGGUGCGCCUGCAGCAGCUCUUCCCGCGCAUCGUGGCGGCGGACUACGAGCAGCCGCGGCGCGUGAGCGAGGAGUGCCGCCACCUGCUCAAGCGCAUGCUCACGCCCGACCCCAGCAAGCGCGUCACCAUCCCUGAAAUCAUGCAGCACUCCUGGUUUCUGAGCAACCUGGGGCCCGGUAUGGGGGAGCUGAACAACCGCUUGGUUCAGAAGGGGGUGCCGCCGCAUCUGCAGAAGGUUGAGGAGAUUGAGGCCAUUGUGCAGCAGGCCACCCAGACAGGAGGCCGCCCAGCCUGGGCCAUGGACGACUGGCUCUCCUGA